Messenger RNA from Triticum aestivum (bread wheat), 4969 nucleotides. Its product is annotated as disease resistance protein RGA2. Gene Ontology annotation, biological process: defense response to other organism. The coding region runs from base 249 to 3776 and encodes 1175 amino acids. The transcript has 4 exons. The record is from RefSeq and is a predicted model, not a curated record. Gene Ontology annotation, molecular function: ADP binding. NCBI's taxonomy places the organism in Eukaryota, Viridiplantae, Streptophyta, Magnoliopsida, Poales, Poaceae.
UGUUGGUGUAGGUUCUCCAGCCAAGGAAUAUACACAUGCAUCCAAGCUUCCAAAAGAAUAGUGUGGUCCAGUGUACUCUUGGGCUAUAGUAGUAUUGGAAGUUGACUUUUCUUCUCCCGUCUCCCCACACCAACUGAGCACAACCAUCUUUCUUCUUCCAAUUCUGGCUGAAAGACAAGAUCACAUCCAUCUGCAGCCAUCUGCUCAUCACCAUUUAUCUUGCCUCAGGAAUAAUAUCUCCUCUCAGAAUGGGUGCUGAACUAACUGUUACGGGGUGGUUCUUGUCGCCAAUCAUACGGGAGAUGCAGGAUACCGCUUUGGCCUACAUAAAGGGGCAAUUCAGUUGGAAGAAAGAUCAGGAGAAGGACCUUGAACGCCUUGACAUCACCCUGACAGAGAUUCUGACCAUUGUGGAUGUCAUCGAGAAGAGGGAGAUCAAGGAUGGCAACCAGAGGAGGCUGCUAAGCAUACUUAAAGACGCCAUUUACGGCGCUGUCGAUGUGCUGGACGGCUUCCAGUACAUGGUCCUCAAGUCCAAGGUUGAUAGCCAGUCUGCGGUGAGUCGUGUGACCUCAACCUGUAUUUACUUGGGUAAACGUUUGAUCGGUGCCGACGAAUUCCGGGGGAAGCUAGCAGAUAUUUUGGAGAAAUUGGGCGUGGUCAAGACAACGGCAGAUACCUUAUUGAAGGUAGUUAAUUUUGACAAUGCUACUGCAAAGUUAUUGCCAGUAACACGGCUGCGUGUAACUUCCCCUUUGAAGGAAAAUCACCAUAUAUAUGGUCGAAGAGAUGAGCUUCAUAAGCUGAGAGAUAUGUUGUUUGAGAUAAGCGACAGUGAUGCACCCCGACCCAGUAAUGCACCUGUACCCGGUGACUCAAGCAUUGAUAUUAUAUCCGUUGUAGGUGUUGGUGGGGUUGGGAAGACUAGCCUUGCACGGUUGGCAUUUGAAGAUGAACAAAUACGCAUGAACUUCGGUCUCAGGAUGUGGGUUUCUGUAUCUGAUACUUAUGAUGAGAUUAGAUUAACAAGGGAUAUUUUGGAGUCUUUAACUGAUGCAAAUUAUCACACUGUUGCUGAAUUUGAUGAAUUGCAGAAUGCUCUUCGUGAAAAGAUAGCUGGAAAGAAAUUUCUCCUCAUACUAGACGAUGUUUGGUAUGACGAGGACAGAACAAAAUGGGAGAAUGAAUUACUAUGGAGCAAAGUGUUGUCUUCUUUGAAUACUGGACUGGAAGGGUCGAAGAUUUUGGUGACAACUCGAGCUGACAAAGCUUGCAGUAUCCUACAUGCUAGGACACCCCCUUUACGUUUGGGAGGAUUGGACAGAGAUGAUUACUGGUUGCUAUUCAGAAACCAUGCAUUUGGUGAGAAAUACCCAGGACAAUUUCCAGAACUCAGGGAAGUAGGAAUACAAAUUUGUCGCAGAUUGAAUGGUUUGCCUCUAGCAGCAAAGAUAAUCGGUCGCCUAUUGAAUGCUGAUUUGGAUGUCAGCCACUGGAAGAAAGUUCUGGAGAGUGAUAUAUCUGAUGAUGUUAUGAAGGUUCUCAGGUUGAGUUACCAGCACUUACCUGUCCAAUUGAAGCUAUGCUUUAGCUUCUGCAGCCUUUUCCCGAAGGACUGGCGUUUUGAACCUCAAAGACUCACUGAAAUGUGGAUUGCGCAGGGUUUUGUGCAGAGGGAGGAUUCAUAUGACACUGAUACAAAUAUUGAGGAUGUGGCAAAGGGCUACUUCAAUGAACUUGUGCAAAGAUCAUUCUUUGAGCGGUCAUUGUUGGACCUCCCAACAGAGUAUGUCAUGCAUGAUUUGAUCAAUGACUUGGCUCGGAAUGUCUCGAAGGAUGAGUAUGUCAGGGUGGAAAAUGAUAAACAAAAGGAGAUCCCACCAAACAUUCGUCAUCUAUCAAUAUCAGCAAAUUUGUUAGGCAGCAUGAAGAAAACAGAGUUGAGAAAUUUGCGCACCUUGAUUGUUUGGAAGAAGACAUGGUCUUGCUUAAAAUUAUCCCUUCCAGAUGAUGUAUUCAAGAAGUCCAAAAGCAUCCGUGUGCUGGACUUGAGCGGUUGUUGCCUGGAUAGGUUGCCGACAUCAGUGGAAGUUCUUAAACAUCUGCGUUAUUUCGCUUUUCGGGUUCCUCAGAGGCCGUGGCAAACAUCAUUGAUUCGGCUCUACCACCUGGAGGUCUUGGUCACAAGAGGGCACUCCUGCCGGGAAAGUGAAUGCGCCAACCUUCCUGCAAACAUGAAGAGGAACCUGCUCAAAUUAAGAAAAGCUUUCCUUCUCAAUGUUGGCGGCGCCACGAUAUCUGGUUUCGGAGGACAAACUCUUCUCCAUGGCCACGGGGAGUUCGAUGUCAGGAAGGAGAGUGGAUACAGACUAGGUGAGCUGAAGGAGGUGAAAAAUAUUAGUGGACAGUUAAAAAUUAGAUCUCUCGAGAAUGUUGAACAUCAGCAAGAGGCAGUUAAUGCCAGCCUAGAUUGCAAAGAGCAUAUUGAAUAUUUGGAACUUGAGUGGAGCAUCCAUGCAAGGGCUUUAACUUCUGAUAUUGAUAACGAUGUGCUCAAUGCCCUUAGACCUCACCCUAAUCUUGAUCGGUUGAAGAUCAUUGGAUAUGGAGGAACGAGGUCACCCAGUUGGUUUGAGGCAAAUUGGCUGACUGCAUUGAGUUCUUUAGUUCUUGAGAACUGCAUUGGUUGGGUACAGUUGCCCCCUUUUGGUCAGCUUCCUCUGCUCAAGUAUCUUGAACUAAGAGGCAUGCAUGCUGUCAGGCAGAUUGGUCAAGAAUUCUAUGGGAAUGGUGACAUAAAGGGCUUCCCAAUUUUGGAAGACAUGAUAUUUGAUGGCAUGCUCAACUGGGAUGGCUGGUCUGGAAUCGGAGAUGGUUCUUUGUUUCCAUGUCUUGAAAGGCUACUCGUAUCACGGUGUCCAAAGAUUCGAGAAAUACCAACCUUUAGUGCAACACCAAGAGUUGAAGUCAAAAUAUCACCUGAUUCACCGCCAGCUUCUUGUUUAAUCGAGUCACUAAUUGCAACCGCAUCACGGUUGAUCUUUCUAGUUAGCUCCUACAGCUUCUUGAGUGACCUAACCACUGAGCAACUAAACCAUGUCGCUGAGUUGAACCUGCAGAACUGUACAGAUUCAAUGCCAGCGGGUGGAUUUCACAGACUUAGCUCCCUUCAGGUGUUCAGGAUCAGCAACUGUUCAACGUUACUGUCAUCGGUCAGUACAGAAGCAGUUGACACAUAUUUACUUCCUCCAUCUCUUUGCCAUAUUGAAAUAGCUCAAAGCAAUGUUCAUUGCAGCUUACUACCAAGGUAUUUGCAAGGCCUAACUUGUCUCUCGACGUUGGUGCUCAAUAGCUGCCAUUUGAUGACAUCAUUGUCAUUUGCUUCUGAAAACCCCCACCUCGUUGCUCUGGAAAGUAUAACCAUUAAAGAUUGCAAUGAACUUGUUUCAUUGGAUGGAUUUACAAAUCUUGGUGCUCUCCGGAAGUUAGUUGUUGCAGAUUGUUACAAUUUCUGCUCCUUGCCAUCUGACUUGAAUAUAGUGGGAUCUCUUGAGAAAUUAGUCAUAUGUGGGUGCCCAAUGAUGAGGUUUCUCCCCGAAGAUGGCUUGCCAGCUUCUGUGCAGACUAUUUUGUUAUCAAAAUGCCAUCCAGAGCUUGAUACCCAGCUUCAGAGGAAGGAAGGUGCUGAAUGGAACAAGAUUGUUCAUAUCCCUGAGAAGAAAUUAGAGGUAGGGCUGAUUGAUUUGUUGACUAUAUUUCCGGCCAAUUCUUCCUGAAGAUGUUAUUAUACUCUCUGACUACAAGGAUUGCAAACUCUUGGAUGGAUAUUGCCUUUGCAGUUUACCAGCCGCAACUCUACUUGGGGAAAGACAAUCUUUCUGUAUGUUGCAUGUGUUCAGAUUUUCAUCAGCUGCUUUUUUUUUUUGCGGAACGAUUUUUAUGUCAGGUUUGUAUAUUUUUAUUUUCCGUAAAUGUAGACAGGGUGGACUGAAGUUUGGUCUUUGGUGGCUGAAAAACAAAAACCAUGUUCUGAGAAGAAUUCUAAAGAACUGGCACUCACUUGCAAUAACUGCCUUCCUGUGCAGCGUGCACUGAACAGUGUUACAAUCGAACAAGGCAGCAAAAAUACCUUCCCGUGCAGCGUGCACUUUUUUUUUUUUUUUUUUUUUGCUAGGGAGCUAGUAGUAGAGUUGGAUGACUUGUAACCAAAGGGCCUGGAAUUGGUAGUUCAUCUAGCGUAUUUGAAUAUUUGAUUCUAGCACUUGAACCAACCAGCAUAUGUUCAUGUGUUAGAAACACAAAAAAUAAUGAUUCAAGGUAAUUCGGAAAUGGUAGGAAGCUUGGUCCCACAAGGCUGAUUGAGUAGAGGUGAUAAAUCCUGAUAUUUUGUUUCUAGUUCAUUCUUUUCUGCGAGUUGGUAGAGCGUUUUCCAGGUUCUGAAAUAUGAAUGCUUCAGUUCUGUCGAAUAAAUGGACAGAGUAUCUGACCGACCUUUUGGAGGAGUUCGUUUUUCCUUUUUCCUCUCUUUAGGAAUAAAAGUUUGUGAGACGUCGUGCUCUUUUGCUUUCUGAAACAUGGAAUGCUAGAAUUCGGAAGGGCUUAUCCUGAGAGGAGGUACAGGAUAAGGCCGUGGUGCAUUUAUAUGGCUGGCUUGAAUUUUGCCAUCUGAAUCCCAUCAUUUCACCUCGUUUUCUACGGGGCUGAAAAUGGCAUUGCCCUCAGAUUGUUCUUCUUACUUAAGAGUGUGAUCUAUGAGUCUGGGUUUACAGUGUGAUCCCCUCCCCAUUGUACCAUAUGCCGAUAACUUAUUUGUUCUAGCCUCGUACUCCCUCGUCCAGAAAUACUUGUCGGAGAGAUGGAUGUAUCUAGACGUAUUUUAAUUAUAGAUACAUCCAUUUCUCCGGCAAGUAUUUCCAGAUAGAGGGAGUAUUUAUUUCGCAAUCUUCCUUUUGAAAUAUAUCCCCGUCUG